Octopus sinensis (East Asian common octopus) is the source of this 1337-nucleotide messenger RNA. RefSeq lists its product as uncharacterized. The transcript is spliced from 8 exons. Bases 87 to 974 code for a protein of 295 amino acids. The record is from RefSeq and is a predicted model, not a curated record. Lineage: Eukaryota; Metazoa; Mollusca; Cephalopoda; Octopoda; Octopodidae.
UCUGUGUUGCUCCCGGAAUAGUGAAAGUGAAGACAGGAAGAACUAUUGCCAAAUUUUUUCUAAUUCUUAUUUGACCUGGCUCAAAUAUGUCACGUGGUUACAAUGCUUUCGUUCGAGGCAGUCGGAGCUCGUUUUCUCUACCAACCAACAUGGUGACGACGACGACGAUGAUGAUGAUGAUGAUGAUUAUAUCUGUGAUGAUACUUCCAUGCUCGUCACUCAAUCGUGUUGAAAUGACAAGCCUAACGCCUUUCGAUGGAUUUGGGGACGAAGAACUAACCAGAAUGGAAAUUACAUGUAACUUUGUAGCCAACAACUUAGGUUUCUUCAGACUCAGACGAAACGAUGAAGUCGUUGUUGAUAUUGGUUUCCACGAAGUUGUGGGAGUUUUUGAAGUCAUCUAUGCCGCGAAAGAUUUCGGUUGCAUCUUACCGCGAGUUGCAGCGACUAGAGGUGAAUUGCAUUGUUGGAAAAAUAACUUGGAUUGCAGAGAUGUAGCAUCUUAUACAUGUGAGAUAUCGAAUGCAAUCGAGUCGAAUUCAAGGUUUCUCAAAGUGAAAUCUUUUGUCAAAAGUCUUAAAAAUAUCGAUCUACCGUUUGAGAAGAAAAGUAAGGUGUCUACAUUCAGAUGUUUGGCCUAUGUUUCACCAGCUACACACAACUCUGUCACCUUUAGAUGGAUUGUCAGAUAUAAAAUGCCAAACACUGAACCACACAUGACAGACGCGAAAGUGUCUGUUCCGAAAAUUGGUCAAUGCUGCAUGCCAAUGCAGUCGCUAUAUCGACACAAGUUAACCAACAAAGAUGACACUGGGACAACGAUCUCAUGUUCGGCAUUUGGGAAAACACUUUCAGAAGAAGUGAAUAUCCUCGGUGCAAUAUCUGGCAGCCCCAUUUCUGCUCUACCACAUACAGCAUGGUUUUCUGUCUCCAAAAUUUCUCUUCUCUUUCUGGUUCUUGCAAGUUGCCGCUAGCAUCAUCCCGUUUUUGCUCCAGGAAUUAUAAGGAAGGUUUGUUUUCCCAUCUUAUUCCUUCUUAUCUGUGGACAAGAUUCAUCCAAUCGCAAAAAAAAAGGUCGAGAAAAUAUUUAGGAAAUUUCAUCACAUUUCGACAGGAAGAACUAUUGCCAAAUUUUCUCUAAUUCUUAUUUGACCUGGAUCAAAUAUGUCACGUGGUUACAAUGCUUUCGUUCGAGGCAGUCGACGCUCGUUUUCUCUACCAACCAACAUGGUGACGACGACGACGACGACGACAACGAUGAUGAUGAUGAUGAUGAUUAUAUCAGUGAUGAUACUUCCAUGCUCGUCACUCAGUAAGUUCAGAUUAAAAACAAUAAA